ACUCGACCACGUGACUGUAUAACUAAGUGAAAAGUAAUUAACCGGACAGCUGAUUGUUAAUCUGAGUCAAAAUCGCCGCGCCUCAAGUUGUAAAAAGUCAUUGUGGAGAAAACUCAUCCUGAGAGUGCAGGACACCGAUACAGUAAACGAAUUUCGGGUUUAUAUCGAAUUGUUUAUACUGUAUUUUUGAAAUCUGAACCAUCAGAGUGGCAAGAAGAAUCGGUUGAUGAUCCGCACCGCGACUGGUCAGUCACUUGGCUACCUUUAGCGUUGGAAGUAAGCGGUGAUGACCCUCUCUGAAGGCACCAGCGCCAGCCAUAUGUCAGCACAACCGGCCAUCACCUCUGAAGAUGCGGACAUCGAUGUCGUUGGCGAGGGCGACGAGGAAUUGGGCGUGGACAGCGACUGCGACUGCCAGGGAGACCUAGGAGGCAUGCAGGAGAUCGGGGUCACGGGGAUGACAGGUAACUCGUGUGAAUACGAGAGAGCAGGCGAUGGGGAGAGUACUGGAAACGAGCAGGGGUGUGCGUCAGGUUCGACACAGAAGAAGCCGAAAAGCAGCUUGGUAAAGCCGCCGUAUUCCUACAUCGCGCUCAUAACCAUGUCCAUCCUCCAGAGCCCGCAAAAGAAACUGACUCUUAGCGGUAUCUGCGAGUUCAUCAGCAACCGGUUUCCGUACUACAGAGAGAAGUUUCCAGCCUGGCAGAAUUCGAUACGACACAACUUGUCCCUCAACGACUGCUUCGUCAAAAUCCCAAGGGAGCCGGGAAAUCCUGGCAAGGGUAACUACUGGACGCUGGACCCACAGUCGGAAGAUAUGUUUGAUAACGGCAGCUUCCUAAGGAGACGGAAAAGAUUUAAGAGGCACCAGCCAGAUAUACUCAGAGACCAGACCACCAUUCUGAUGCAGACUUUUGGGCCAUACAACGUUGGGAAUCCGUACGGUCGUCAUUAUGGGAUGCCUCCACCAGCUUUCUCUCCUGCCGCCGGUUUGCAGUACCCAUUUAUUCCGUCUCUGACUGCGAUGCUUCCACCUGCUCUGCCGCUUUUAUCCUCCGCUGAAUUGAGCCGAAGGCCGUACAGUCCUCCGGCCACGCCGAGCAUUCAUCUGCGGCUGGAUGGUGCACGGACGGCGUCAGGCACGAAGGCAGCGCACCCCAGAAGGCCAUCAUUUAGCAUAGAAAACAUAAUCGGGGCAUCAAGCACUUCGUCCGAUCCACAGACAAUCACCCGGCCCCCGGGAGCCAUUCAGUCCGCCUUACUGAGCGCACAGUCGCUGAUGAUAUCCCGGACGUCACCAGCUCUUACACCCGUUUUCAGCGUGCCGACGAACAUUAUUUCUGCACAGUUUUUACCAACAGUCUCCAAUGCACCGACGUCGAAAUGGCAUUCUUCAUAGUUGUUUUUAAUCAAUAACAACCAAUUACAAUGAUAUAUGCCUACAGGAAGCACUGGCUCUAACUAUACAGGCUCUAAAUAUAUGGGUACACUUUAUGUGAAGAUGAAUUGUAAAUAUUUGUAAGAAAGUGUUUUUUUAUUUAGUUUGACUAAAAAGGAGAAUUUUAAAUAAAAAUGUUCAUAAGAGUUUAAAUUUUGUUUUGUAUAUCCAUAGUAUUGUAAAUGCCACCUAUUAAUAAAUGAGACUAUAAGGGCUCCAGAUACGCAGGACAUUCGCGUGGUUCUGGACAGUUUGAGUUGGGAGUUUCGCGGCUGCGGGCCGAAGACAAAUAUCCUGCUUUAUCCGGAAACACGGUCAUCGUUACUUUAUAUUGGAUGCCAGUAUAUAAGACACCCAGCCCUGAAAUGUAACUACGGUAAAAUAUGAUUUAAAAAUAAAACGCAAGAACCUCAGGUGAACUAUAGCUUAUAUAAUCAGAGGCAGUGUGUCUAUUAGGGGGUUAUAUUCCAUGUUCACCAAACAGCACAGAGAACAUUAAUGCCGACAUAUCCCCAGUUACAGUGGUAAUAAAUCCUUCACAUAAACAAUAAUUGUUAGUUGCAAAUUCGUACAGUUUUAUACGUGUACGAAUGAAAAUGGCGACAAUAAUUCAAUAAAACACGUAUUUUCCCAGCUAGAGUACAGUUUUGUUACAGUGCAAAGCGGUGAGUUUAAUACGACCAU
Messenger RNA from Brienomyrus brachyistius, 2122 nucleotides. RefSeq names its product forkhead box protein D3-B-like. The record is from RefSeq and is a predicted model, not a curated record. Gene Ontology annotation, biological process: regulation of transcription by RNA polymerase II; cell differentiation; anatomical structure morphogenesis. Lineage: Eukaryota; Metazoa; Chordata; Actinopteri; Osteoglossiformes; Mormyridae. The transcript has a single exon. The coding region runs from base 287 to 1399 and encodes 370 amino acids. Gene Ontology annotation, molecular function: RNA polymerase II cis-regulatory region sequence-specific DNA binding; DNA-binding transcription factor activity, RNA polymerase II-specific.